GGAGACGAAGUGUGCGCCAUUCUUAAUGGGUCGAAGGGCAUGCCGUUAGGGUAACAAGGCUGGAGGGGGGGGGGUCGUGUAGUACUGCGACGCUACAGCCGCUGGCCUCAUCCUAGUAGGGACAACGCCCCGCCCAAGCAGACGUCAUUACGCAAGCAAUGGCGGACGUUCACCGACGGAAACAUGUCCAAAGUGAAAGAAAAACAGAUAAAGUCGCGCCGGGUGAGGACAACGGCGACGGGACAGCUGGCCCAAGUUCGACAGUAAUGCCGAAGCUGCUGACUGCCGGAUUUUACGGACUCAGUUCAUUUCUAAUAGUUGUAGUCAACAAAAGUGUCCUCACCGGCUACAGAUUUCCCUCAUCAACAUGUGUUGGAAUCGGGCAGAUGCUGGCUACGAUUGUAGUUCUGAGGACUGCAAAGGCAUUGGGUGUUGUCAAAUUUCAAGAUAUGGAUUUGAAAAUACCGAACAAGAUAUUUCCUCUGCCUCUUUUGUAUGUGGGGAAUCAGAUAUCAGGGCUGUUUGGGACACAGCGGCUCAAUCUCCCCAUGUUUACAGUUUUAAGGAGGUUCUCUAUUUUACUUACCAUGGUGUUUGAGGGAGUCUUACUGAAAAAGACCUUCUCCAGGUCUAUCAAGUUAACCGUCUUUGCCAUGAUCUUUGGUGCUUUUAUUGCUGCAAGUGCUGAUUUGGCCUUUGACCUUCAUGGUUAUGUAUUCAUAAUGUUGAACAAUGUUCUGACUGCAGCCAGCGGGGUGUAUGUGAAACAGAAACUUGAUUCCAAGGAGCUAGGGAAAUUUGGGAUCCUCUACUACAAUGCUUUGAUCAUGAUUUUCCCCAUUGUGGCAUAUGCCUACUACACAGGGGACCUGCAAAUGGUGCUAGAGUUUGAUAAAUGGUCUGACAUGCUGUUUGUUGCACAAUUUGUGCUUUCCUGUGUAAUGGGCUUCGUUUUAAUGUAUUCCAUAGUGCUUUGCACCCAGCACAACUCUGCGCUAACCACCUCCAUCGUGGGCUGUAUUAAAAAUAUUCUGGUCACGUACAUCGGAAUAGUGUUUGGUGGAGACUACAUAUUCACCUGGACCAACUUCAUUGGUCUGAACAUCAGUAUUGCAGGAAGCCUGGUUUAUUCCUUUCUCACCUUCACCGAGGAACAAUCAAAAAAGGCAUAAUCCAUGGAGCUACAGGAACGCCUCAUUCCUGAAGGUUAUUGCAAAGCUAUGUACUGAAUACAUUCCAGCAUGUGAAGGUACAGUGUCUUCAGAAAGUAUCUACCUCCCAUUCAUUAUUUAGUUUUGCUGUGUUGCAGAAUGAAUUUCAAAAAAAUUAAUUUUUUUUCUACCCCUAUAGAAGUAAUUCUCUAUAAUGUCAAAAUGAAAUAAAGCAUUUAGAUCUUCAGAAUCAAUAUAAUUCCUAAGAUGUGGGGGUUGAAUACUUUUGUAAAUGAGCUUUUUGCUUCAUAAAUGUGUUGAAUUUAUUGUCUUGUUGAAAGGGUUUUUUUGUCUUUGAUGCAUUUAUAAUUCGGGGGUUUAGCAGGAACAAAAUGUGAGAGUUUAAGUAAGUGAAAACUUUUUGAAGGCACUGUAUUUAUCCAUCCAUUAUCCAAGCCACUUAUCUGAAUUCGGGUCGUGGGACGCUGAAGCCUAUCCCAGCAGUCAUUGGGCAGCAGGCAGGGAGACACCCUGUAGUAUGUUUAGUAUGGCCGAUUCACCUGACCUGCAUGUCUUUGGACUGUGGGAGGAAACCGGAACAUCCGGAGUAAACCCACACAGACACGGAGAGAACAUGAAAACUCCAUACGGAGGACAACCUGGGAUGACUCCCAAGGUUGGACAUCCCCGGGGUUCGAACCCAGGACCUUCUUGCUGUGAGGCAACCACGCUAACCACUGCGCCACUGUGCUGCCCACUGUAUGUAUUAAUGUAUGUAUUUGUGAAUACACAUAUAGUACAUGCAUAGUUUGUUUUAGGUCAUGUUGCUCAACACGACAAUCAUAGAUGGAUGUGUUUGCUCUCGAUCAGAUCAUUAAACACAUGGAUGAACGUGCCUGAACAGUGCCUGUAAGAAAUGCAAAUGUAUAAGCUUAUUUGUCAUGAAAUUUAGUACUUAUGUUUUUCAACAGAUUUUUAUCAAGAAGGCACAGAAAUCUAAUCUUUUUAUUUUAUUUUGUUUUAUUUUUUUGCUGUAACAGAAAAAUUUCUUUUCACUGCCUGGCCACCAAAUAAAUGACUACAGAGUA
Lampris incognitus (smalleye Pacific opah) is the source of this 2239-nucleotide messenger RNA. RefSeq names its product UDP-N-acetylglucosamine/UDP-glucose/GDP-mannose transporter-like. The coding region runs from base 159 to 1172 and encodes 337 amino acids. NCBI's taxonomy places the organism in Eukaryota, Metazoa, Chordata, Actinopteri, Lampriformes, Lampridae. Gene Ontology annotation, molecular function: antiporter activity; GDP-fucose transmembrane transporter activity. The record is from RefSeq and is a predicted model, not a curated record. The transcript is spliced from 13 exons. Gene Ontology annotation, cellular component: Golgi apparatus.